CUGGUGGUGCCCGCAGGUAUGCUUUCCUUAAACCGCACUGGGGUCAGCCACACCGUCUUCUACUUGCUGGGCAUCCCCGGCCUCGAGGACCAGCACCUGUGGAUUUCCAUCCCCUUCUUCAUUUCCUACGCCACCGCCCUGCUUGGGAACAGCCUGCUCAUCUUCAUCAUCCUCACGAGGCGCAGCCUGCGUGAACCCAUGUUCCUGUUCCUGUGCAUGCUGGCCGGGGCCGACCUGGUCCUGUCCACCUGCACAGUGCCUCAGGCCCUGGCCAUCUUCUGGUUCCGUGCUGGGGAGAUCUCCCUGGAUCGCUGCAUCACUCAGUUCUUCAUCAUACACUGCAUCUUCAUCUCCGAGUCAGGCAUCCUGCUGGUGAUGGCGUUUGACCGCUACGUUGCCAUAUGCCACCCUCUGAGAUACACCACUGUUCUGACACACACGCUGAUUGGGAAGAUCGGUGUUACCAUCGUCCUGAGAAGUUAUUGUGCCCUUUUCCCCAUCGUAUUUCUUUUGAAAAGGCUGACGUUCUGCCAAAGUAAUGUCCUUCCACAUACCGGUUGUGAACACAUUGGCUUGGCCAAAUAUGCUUGUAAUGACAUUCGAGUGAACAUCUGGUAUGGCCUCUUUGUCAUCGUGUCAACGGUGGUCUUAGACGUCCUGCUAAUUUUUGUGUCCUACAUGCUGAUUCUCCGUGCUGUCUUCCACAUGCCUUCCCAAGAUGCUCGUCAUAAAGCUCUCAACACGUGUGGCUCCCAUGUCUGCAUCAUCAUCCUCUUUUAUGGGCCUGCCAUCUUCACCACCCUGACUCAGAGGUUUGGACGCCACAUCCCAGCUCAUAUCCACAUUUUGCUGGCCAAUGUCUGCGUGCUGGCUCCCCCGAUGCUGAAUCCCAUCAUUUAUGGGAUCAAGACCAAGGCAAUUCGAGAGCAGGUGGCUCUGAUAUUUUCCCCAAAGCAGAAAUAACUCUGGAGGAGGCACAGAGCUUUGAGCAUCUCACUGUCUGUGCUGUGGACAGUGGAUGUGGUGGAUGGAGACACAAGUGGGAAAGUGACUAGUAGGAAACAGCUCAGUGAAAUCAGUUUCCAGAGAAGGGUACAUGGUAGUAAGUCUUAUUGACUUUGUGUCUUCUUUCCCUGGCUCAUGUUGGUUUAAUUCGGAGGCUCAUCCAGAGACCCUAAGAGCGUGGAGGAGGAUUUUUCCUGUCCUCUGGAUUCCACUUUAGCGACGAGGAAGUUAACCUGAUGUUGUCAGGUGUUGUUUGAGAGUGUUAAGACCUAGAAAGUCAGGGUGUGAUUUAGGAUUUAGAAAGUGAGUGAUCCUGGUGUUGACUGUUAGGGUUUUGGUACAUGGACUCAGACUGCAAUGAACUGGAUUCAGCUUUUGGAUACUGGCAGUGUCACCAGUGUGUCCAACAUUAAAGGCUAGUUGAUAGUUGAUGAGUUCCCACUGCCACACUUCUCAGUGCAGGGACUUUCGAAGAGUGAGUUUUAUUACAGCGUUUAUUCCAAGUAUUUGUUAAAAAGAACCCAUGUGCUAUUUCAAGUCAUCAGGCCUCAAAA
Phacochoerus africanus (Common warthog) is the source of this 1559-nucleotide messenger RNA. RefSeq names its product olfactory receptor 52B4-like. NCBI's taxonomy places the organism in Eukaryota, Metazoa, Chordata, Mammalia, Artiodactyla, Suidae. Gene Ontology annotation, molecular function: G protein-coupled receptor activity; olfactory receptor activity. The transcript has a single exon. Bases 19 to 963 code for a protein of 314 amino acids. Gene Ontology annotation, biological process: G protein-coupled receptor signaling pathway. The record is from RefSeq and is a predicted model, not a curated record. Gene Ontology annotation, cellular component: membrane.